AUGGCCGACCACAUGCCAGCAGACGACGUACUGACUGGAAUUCAGCUAAGGAAAAGAAGGAAACGGUCCAUAAUAACGCCUUGUGAAUUACAAAAGCUGAACCAACUUUACAAGCGUGACCAUUGGCCUUCAAGGGGUAGUAAAGCGCUGCUGGCAAAGGAAAUAGGCAAAAACACAGAAUUUGUCACAACGUGGUUCCAAAACAGGCGCGCCAAAGCUAGAAGGGAGAAAGAACUUGUUAUAGCGGCCCCAAAACCCUUUAACAAAGUAUCAUCUACAAAAAUCAAUCUGACAAUGGCAAGUGAAAAUAUUGGACCUUUGAAUGCAGAAGAAGAAAAAACAAGUCCAGUUGAAGAACAACCUGUUAAUAAGGAAACAUUAACUGAAACAAAGGACACGGACUUGGGCUAUUUCAGCGGAAACCUGAGGAAUGAAUUUGACACAGUACAACAAGCAAACAUCCCACCAUCUCUGUUCAGAGAUAUUGUUUUGAUGAUGGCUCUUGCUGAAGGUGGCAUUGUGAAACCAACUGAUGUAGACUUUGGAAGAGCAGUUAAUAAUCAUUUGUAUGGAGUCAGGCUUGGAAACGGGAGCAGACUUUUAUAUUCCAAAAGAGCUGGGUUUUUCUUUAAGGAAAGUCCAAACUUUUAG
This is a messenger RNA of Lingula anatina, 651 nucleotides long. RefSeq lists its product as uncharacterized. Gene Ontology annotation, molecular function: DNA binding. The record is from RefSeq and is a predicted model, not a curated record. NCBI's taxonomy places the organism in Eukaryota, Metazoa, Brachiopoda, Lingulata, Lingulida, Lingulidae.